This is a messenger RNA of Lodderomyces parapsilosis, 306 nucleotides long. It is a transcript of the gene PET100, whose product is annotated as Pet100p. Gene Ontology annotation, cellular component: mitochondrial inner membrane; mitochondrion. Bases 1 to 306 code for a protein of 101 amino acids. Gene Ontology annotation, biological process: mitochondrial respiratory chain complex IV assembly. The transcript is spliced from 2 exons. The record is from RefSeq and is a predicted model, not a curated record. NCBI's taxonomy places the organism in Eukaryota, Fungi, Ascomycota, Pichiomycetes, Serinales, Debaryomycetaceae.
AUGGGUUACAUACAAAGAUUCAUACACAGUGUAACACGCACGCAACUAGAGACCGCAAAGUUUGGGUUCUACUUACUUUCCCCAAUCUUAGUUAUGUACUAUGUUGGUUUAGAUACAGACAAAAAGUUUAAUUUGCCGGGGUUUUGGCCUGACCCUGCAACUUUGAACCAAAUACCAAAGGAACCACAUGAAAUUCAGGCGGAAGUUGCAAGAAUAAGGAAAGCAAGGGCGGAGAAAAGGGCUAGAUUGGAGGCCAAAGCAAGGGAGUUGGGUAUAACGGAGGAUGAUGUUGAGGAGGAAAAGUAG